Xiphophorus hellerii (green swordtail) is the source of this 3462-nucleotide messenger RNA. RefSeq names its product calcium channel flower domain containing 1 (gene cacfd1). NCBI's taxonomy places the organism in Eukaryota, Metazoa, Chordata, Actinopteri, Cyprinodontiformes, Poeciliidae. Gene Ontology annotation, cellular component: membrane. The record is from RefSeq and is a predicted model, not a curated record. The transcript is spliced from 6 exons. Gene Ontology annotation, biological process: vesicle-mediated transport. The coding region runs from base 405 to 911 and encodes 168 amino acids.
UAAGCCCCUCCCACCACGCACAGCUGACGCUGGCAGAGCUCCCACCGUGAGCUACAAGACGAAGCUGCUUUUAUUUAAUCCAAACGCGUUAAAUUGACUCUUAUCCGAUGUAAUAAGGUGUUUGCAUUCGAUAUUUUAGUCAUUUAUAAGGCGGCUUGGAAGUUCCAAGACAUGUGCGUCGGUGAUAUCCGCUCCUAGCGGCUGCUGGUGGCGAUGCUACUGCUUGUGAUCGUCAGCUAGCCCAGGCUUAGCUGGCUCGGAGUGACGGGGACAGAGAACCGUGGGCGAAGGCAGCUGGUAACAUCAGUCAGCUGACACCAGCACACAAAAGGAAUAUAUAUAUAAAGGCUGUGAGAUCUGCCUGUGGGUGUUUGAAAACCGUAGCAGAAAAACAAAACCCCACAAUGAGCUCCGAAGAGACAGCAGCGCCCAGCAAAGCCGCUCCGGAUGAUGAUGGCAUGACCUGGUGGUACAGAUGGCUCUGCAAAAUCGCUGGGGUUUUGGGAGGAAUAUCCUGCGCUGUCUCGGGAGUGUGGAACUGCGUCACUGUGAACCCUUUAAACAUCGCUGCUGGAGUAUGGAUGGUGUUGAAUGCCUUUGUGCUGUUCCUUUGUGAGGUCCCAUUCUGCUGCCAGUUCAUAGAGUUUGCAAAUGCGAUUGCAGCCCGCGCAGACAAAUUCAAGCCCUGGCAGAAAGCCCUCUUCUACUGUGGGAUGGCUCUGUUUCCCGUGUUCCUGAGCUUCUCCAUUACAACACUGUUUGGAAACGCCAUCGCCUUUGCCACAGGAGUUCUUUAUGGACUUGCGUCUUUAGGCAAAAAGGGAGACGCUGUGACUUAUGCCAGACUACAGCACCAGAAGCAGGGAGACGAAGAGCGGACGGCAGGGACAGUAAAUGGAGCUCCGGAGUGAGGCAUCUGAUUCUCCUCCUCCCCUCAUCUUGUUUUGCAGUUUUUACACUUGGACCUCCAGGUUCAACCUACCUUUUGUCAAAACUACAUAGUUGUUUAUUUAACUGCUUAGUUUGGUGUAUUUUUUUUUUGUUCUGAUCCAAUACUGUCAACAAAUUUAUUUAUUUAUUUACCUCCAAUCUAAAAGAUGGAAUUUAUCACCAUGGCUCAACGCUUUUGACGUUAUGCUUUAAAUUCUUCCUUUAGAUUUUAGUUUUUUUCUGCUUUUUUUUUUGUUUUUGUUUUUUUUUAGCAAACAUUUACUUUACAAAAACUUAGUUUUUUCCCCAAAGCCUUCCAGUAAAUUACACGUGAAAUGAUUGUGAUAAAAACAUAAUUGAGCUCAGCUUAUUCAGGCAAUGUAGAGACAUGCAGUUGGGCAUUUUUAUUAGCAAUGCAGUGCGGGGCAGAAGCUCACCAGCAAAAGAUUUGACAUUUUUAUUAUUCACUAAUGACAAUAUGACCGUUAAAGAGUGGUAAGAACUGAGUUUAUGUUCUUCAGGGGGAAAAAGAAAAACCCAUUUACAGUGGUAGUUAUCCCACCAGUUGUAACAAACAAAUUUGACUGUAUAAUAUAUAUUUUUACAUGAAACCUCCACCUGACUUGGAGCGAAAAGCCAAGCUAGCCAGGAUCGUGGUGCGGAGGUUAAAAUGUUCUGGUCUUGCGUGAAAAGGCUACACAUAACUACAGAGAUGUGUGGCUGCAUUUUAGGGAAAAUGAAAUUCUGUUGUUUGGAACUACUGAGUGUUACUGGGGAUAUAAUAUUAAUAAUAAUAAAGUCUGAAGGAUAAUGACAAAAUUGUACACAUGCAGAAAUGCUUCUGUUUAUAAAGUUUGAGUGUAUCAAAAAGAAACCACAGGUCUGCCCGCUACAUGGAAGUUUAAAUGUUUGAUGCUUUCUGUAACUAAAAGACAAUUUUAAAAUAAAAGAGGAGUAGAGCAGUGCAAUUUCAUAAAUUAGAAUGAUGUUUGAUUUAGUUUAUUCCUUGUUUUUGUUGUUGUGCCGGUUUUUAUUUAAAACUGAUAUUUGUAAAUUGUCCAAUCAAACCAGAUGCAGUGAAGGAAACGAUGUUUAAAAAGCCCAAAAGUGAAUAAAAUUUUUACCGCACCACGAUAGUCUCCUACAAAAAAAAAAUGUCAAAAUGGGGGGAAAAAACAUGAAAACAUACUGUCAGGCAGGUGGGUUUCUUUGCUAAAUUUGGAUAAAAUAUACAGUGAGAACAAUAAUUAGAACGUUUAAAAAAAAAAACGGUGUUGUGUUAGACGAGGAACCAAGUUUAUUUUCCCACCAAUUUGUUGAUUCAAAGUGUUUGAGAACUUCAGGACAGUUUCCGAUGUGAGGUUAUGCUUCUUCAAUAAUUAAAAUAUAUCUUAAAGCUUUCAGUGCAUUUUUAUUAGGGGUGAAAGUAAAUAUGGAGACCUCUGUUCAUAAAACCUAAAGUGUUUCCUUAACCUUUUCACUGUCUUCUGUCACAGCUUUUGUAUUUAGUUUCGUCUUUUGUUUUAAUUUGUUGUUUGAUCAAAUGAGAAAUCUUGUAUUCCCUUCACUUUUUGAACAGUUUUGACUUUAUGGGCUUUGAUCCAUUUUUGUUAAAAGUUUCAGACUCUUGAUCUCCUUAGGUUUUUAACCCUAUUCAUACCUGCUCAUAGUAGGAAGAUGUAUUAAGGUAUAAUAACAUGGCACACAAAGACGUCUGAACUGUGGCUUAUGGGCAUUUAUGAACAAAGGCAAAAGGGAUUGAAUGUAUCUGGUUUAUCCAAAGAUUUCCACACCUGAGGUUUAUUAUUUUUGUGUUAGACUUUUGUGUCCUUUUCUUUUUUGUAUCCCCAGAUAAGCUGAUUUAGUGUAGCUCAGCCUGUGUUCCCUAUCGGGUGCUGGGAUGUGUGCUCAUUUGUAAAACAUUUUGUAACGGUUUUUUUAUUUCUUUGUUUCUUUAAAAGAAUUAGGUCAUUAUUAACAGUUUAAUAGAGGGAAGUGUCUUUCUUCAGGGACUGUUUUGGUGUGUAUUCCACUCAUUAGGCAGAGUGAUGGUUUACCUUAGUCAUGAUAUUGAAGCGAGACGGAGAUUGUACGAUUGAACUGUUUUUAUUGCCUUGCCCCAGAAAAACGAAUGCUGCUUGCAUGUGUCUCUUGCGGCCUUUGCUGUCUAAAAGUCUCUAUUCUGUCCGUUUCUGAUCAAGUUUUAUUUAAUGUACCUCCAGGGACAGCUCUCAGGUAUCAUUCAGAGCCAGCUGCACGACUUUGAAACUACCAUGUCACUUUAGCCAGUUGAAACACUUUAGCAAUCUCCGGUGUUGGUGAAUGUUUAAGGAACAUCACUGAUUAUUCUCCUUGUCCACACGCAUUUGAUUUAUUGUCUUUAUUUAGUUCAAGCAAUUCGCCCGUUUGUUUCACCUGUUGCCGGCGGGUGUUUAAUGCCGUUUUAGCUGUAAGAGGUACGUGUAUAGUCAUUGUGUGUUGUGAUGUGAAGUCUGAUAAUGAAUUUGGUGAAAUAAACUUGCUACUACCAGU